Molecule: messenger RNA, 723 nt
Organism: Chlorocebus sabaeus (green monkey)
Lineage: Eukaryota; Metazoa; Chordata; Mammalia; Primates; Cercopithecidae
Source: RefSeq, a predicted model, not a curated record
AGCGUGGCAUCAGAACAGAGCCGGCCAGGGCUCUGGCUUCCUCCUCCAGGAUCAAGGGAAAUGUGGGAAGCAUGGUGCAGAAUCCGGGGCAGCUCAUCGCCCUGCUCACUUGCUGGGGAACAGAUAAAACGCCUUUCUCACCAUCCUCACAGGCAACACAGCAAUAGCAGCUGUGAGUCUCCUGUCUGCCCAAGAAAGUGCCCCCUCAUCAGCAAGCCGGCUCUCCUCACACCAGCUGGCAGGGGCCUCUCCCACCCCUGCGCUCCAAGCACACAUCGCUUCCACAUUCCUGUGACACCUGCCACAGUCAGCCUGGCAUUGCGGUGUCUGAGCACCUGUUGUUGCAUCUGUGCUGAAUCAGGCACUGUGAGAGGAAGGCCAGGCCCCGUGGACUUGGGUUCCCACUGGCACCUGGCAGGUUGCCCUGCAUUGGGAAGUGCUCGUUCCAGCCUGAAUGCGGACUUCAGGAAAGGGCAGCCCAACAUAUGCGGCAAAGCCAGUCAAGCUGAGCUGUCUCAGCAGAGCCUUUUCCGGUGGCUGCAGAAGCCGCCUCACAACAGCCACUGGCUGGUGCUUCUUCCUCUCUGUGUGGGAUGUUGCCUCUUACUCCUCUCGCAGUCCACCUGGCUCUCCUUGGCUUGGGCAGCCAUGGGCUGGGGCAGCAUCGCAUACCCUCAGUGGUCAGUUUUAUCUCUCAGUUCCCAAAAUGCUGCUCUUGGUUAG